This is a messenger RNA of Kickxella alabastrina, 1326 nucleotides long. Its product is annotated as putative cytochrome P450 monooxygenase. NCBI's taxonomy places the organism in Eukaryota, Fungi, Kickxellomycota, Kickxellomycetes, Kickxellales, Kickxellaceae. The coding region runs from base 1 to 1326 and encodes 441 amino acids. Gene Ontology annotation, molecular function: oxidoreductase activity, acting on paired donors, with incorporation or reduction of molecular oxygen; heme binding; iron ion binding. The record is from RefSeq and is a predicted model, not a curated record. The transcript has 2 exons.
AUGCCUCUAUUCAUCUACGACUUGCGCGGUACAGAGCCCGAACUAAUUAAACAACUCAACAAAACAUACGGCGGAAUCUUCAUCAUCAGCCCGCGCAGAGUGGCUAUCUGCGACCCCAAGGAUAUACACAUGGUCCUAGGAACACACGCCUUUUUGAAGAACAAGCGCUACAGCAACAUUGAGAUCAUGGAACCAAACAUGUUUUUGACCGUCGACCCCGAAUUAAACAAGCAGCGCCGCAGACAGAUGGGACCGUCAAUGAGCUUGGCAAACUUGAAGCGGAUGGAACCUAUUCUUUUGGACGCCGGAACCAAGCAGUUGUUCAGCAAGUGGGACCGGGAUAUUGAGAAAUCUGCGGAUAAACAAAGAGCCAGAAUAUGCUACCAUGUCGAUUUCAUGCUCAUGACCUUUGAUAUUAUCAGUACGCUGGGCUUUGGACAAACACAUAGGUCGUUGACAUCAGGGGAUACGCAGAUUUCCAAGUGGGUGCAUGGCACCUUUGUGCUGAUGUUCAUGCAGGCCAUCGUUCCUGUAUUUAAACACACAAUUUUCCGCAAAUUUCUCGCUAAAUCCCUCUACAGCAAAUUUGACGCGUUCUACGCUUUGUGUACCAAGGCUUCGUACAUUGAUGCUGAGGAUCCCGAGUCGCGCAUCCGAAUGACGUCCAGCCAGGUGGUUACCGAGACAAUAAUUAGCUUGUUGGCUGGCUCAGAUACCAGCUCCAACACAAUCGUGUGGACCAUCCACUUGCUCCUCAUGCAUCCGCAGUAUUAUUCUCGAGUAGUCGGGGAAGUGCGUGCGGCAUUUGACCGCGAUCACAUAAUUAACUACAGUGAGGCCAAGGCCAGCCUUCCACUUCUAGAAGCGUGCAUCUAUGAAUCACUGCGACUGGUUCCAGUGGCCACAAGCAUGCCCCGGUUUAUUCCCCCUGGUGGUGCAACCCUACAUGGCCACUUUAUUCCCGAAGAGUAUAACUGCUCCAUCAGCAUUGCCGGAGCCAACACUAAUCCUGAGGUGUGGGAAAGAUCUUACGAGUUUUACCCUGAGCGGUUCCUGGACAACGAGUCCAACAAAAGACUGGUGUUGACUUUUAGUACUGGCGUUAGAGUGUGUCCGGGAAAGAAUCUGGCGUGGAUGGAAAUCCAGUCGACCCUGGCCAAUGUAUUCAACAGGUACGAAUUGGAGAUUCCAGAGGACUCGCUGUUUACGCCAGAUAGGGUCGAUGAAGACGGAUUGCCGAUUUUGAUUCCGCGGGUGACUGCUACUACUUGCGUGCCAAAGUUCCCAGAGCGCGAUUGUGUUGUUAUUGUUUCAAAGCGCAACUAG